Molecule: messenger RNA, 198 nt
Organism: Botrytis sinoallii
Lineage: Eukaryota; Fungi; Ascomycota; Leotiomycetes; Helotiales; Sclerotiniaceae
Exons: 1
Coding region: 1-198 (65 amino acids)
Source: RefSeq, a predicted model, not a curated record
AUGACACGUAAGAAGGCAGACUCUAAAGCUUCCACCCAUGCAAUUCAUGUUUCUUCGGAUACAGAGUCAUCGGGAAGUGAUACCUCGUUCGUGGCUAAAGAUAACAAGACCGGUAAAGAGUUAAAGAAAAUGAGUCGUAAAUUCACGGGUCAACUUGCUCCGCAUCGUCAGAAAGAUCCCAUUCCCCCCACGAAGUGA